Molecule: messenger RNA, 1414 nt
Organism: Centropristis striata (black sea bass)
Lineage: Eukaryota; Metazoa; Chordata; Actinopteri; Perciformes; Serranidae
Product: natterin-3-like
Exons: 3
Coding region: 102-1253 (383 amino acids)
Source: RefSeq, a predicted model, not a curated record
UUAAUGGUCAAAGUCAAAGCGCAGAUAAAGUGAGAGUGCGUCUUUGUUUUUGAUUCAGCAAUAAGUGAGUUAAAUACACAUUUGACUGGUUUUUAAAUCUGAUGAUGAAGCUGUUAGUGCUGCUGCUGUUGGCCCUGCCAGCUCUGUUCACCAACCCAGUGCUGUCACUGGACCCAAGUCUGGGGGGCAGAGUUCCAAAUAUUACAGCCAACAACUCUACUUAUGAAGCUCGUGCAACUCCGGUGGAGAUUGACAACGAGCUGAGUCCACCUUCCCUGUUCAAGUUUGAGCAAACCAACCUGGAAUGGCAGACCUUUAAUGGCUCUAUCCCCAACGGAGCAAUUUUAAUCCACAAUGAUUAUGCCAAGCGUGUAGACUACGUUUGCCAGUUCUGGUGCCUAGCCGGCUUCUACAACCCUGACAUGGGUCCAUACUGCCACUACUCCGACAGAGGGAACACGUAUGUUAAUCUUUUUUGGCCAUUUAAGAUCCUGGUGAACAAAGACAACUUUGAGAUCAUGGAAUGGAAGGACGGCUCCUAUGGUUCAGUGCCUCAGAAUUCAGUCUACACCUGCAUCCCCAAAAACAUCUAUGUUGGGAAGAAUGAGUAUGGUCUUGGAAAGGUGGAUGUUAAAGAUAAGGUCUUCUACCUUCCCUGGGGAGAUUCCGAGUACUGGUACAAUACUUACCAGGUCCUGACCUUUGACACGGAUAUAGACAGCGAGCACAUUUAUGAUGUCAAGUAUGAGACUGCUGGGGUUCAGAUCGUUCAGUAUCCUCCAGAGGCCAUGGACAAGUCCACCAUCACCAACCAUGAGUCUGAGCCAGUGACAGGGACGGCGACGCUCUCAAAGACCAUCCAAGUGGAGCAUAAGUGGGACACCAGCUUUUCCAUCACAGUUGGCGUCAAAACUAGCGUCACUGCAGGAAUCCCCAUAAUCGGCUCUGUAGAUAUUGAGUUUAGCGUAGAGACAACGGUCGAGCUCACCUGGGAGACCACCUACAUCGAGUCGAUCACCCACACCGUUUCUGUUCAGUACAAUGUCCCAGCAAACCACUCCUGCACCAUCAAUAUGGUGGGAUACAAGUACGGGGCAGACAUCCCUUACACGGCACGCCUCAGCCGCACCUACAGCGACGGACAGACCACAGGGACAUCCAUCUCUGGGAACUACAGCAGCAUUCAAGUCGGAGAGGUCCAGAUUGUGGCGGAUCCCUGUGUACCUGUACCUGAGCCCACACCCAGUCCCUGAAGGACUGAUGGAAGAGGCUCCAAGAGAUACAAUACCUGACAUAUUGUAUGUUGGAUACUCAUAACUUUAUAAUGAAACACUGAAAAAUAAACAAACAACAUUGUUUACAACAAAUUAAGUUUUAUAACUAAGAUCCUUACUGCCAAGAUCCUCACCCCCUC